This is a messenger RNA of Nelumbo nucifera (sacred lotus), 2710 nucleotides long. Its product is annotated as sulfite reductase 1 [ferredoxin], chloroplastic. The record is from RefSeq and is a predicted model, not a curated record. Gene Ontology annotation, molecular function: sulfite reductase (ferredoxin) activity; heme binding; 4 iron, 4 sulfur cluster binding. Gene Ontology annotation, cellular component: sulfite reductase complex (NADPH); chloroplast stroma. Gene Ontology annotation, biological process: sulfate assimilation. Lineage: Eukaryota; Viridiplantae; Streptophyta; Magnoliopsida; Proteales; Nelumbonaceae.
CAGUCUGAGAUUCUGUGCUUCAAAACCCUACCAUUUUCUGCUGCUGCCGUUGCUUCUGGCUCUGAAUCGGAGCUCGUCAACUCUUAUUGUUGUCUGUGAUGGCUACGUCGGUAGGAGCUACGAAUGCCAUUGUGUUGAACGAGCCGCAGCUUCGGAUUCAGCGGUUCAAUGGUUUGAAACCGUCUGGAUUGGUUCCGCUGAACAGGUGCGUCCAUGUUUUUCCGGCUUCGGUGUCGAAAUCUUCUCCUGUAACUGCUGUCUCAACGCCAGUAAAGCAAGACACUUCCACUGAGACUAAGCGUAGCAAGGUUGAGAUAUUCAAAGAACAAAGCAAUUACUUGAGAUUCCCUCUCAACGAAGAGCUACUAUCAGAAGCCCCUAACAUAAAUGAAGCUGCCACACAAUUGAUCAAGUUCCAUGGAAGCUAUCAGCAGUAUAACAGAGAUGAACGUGGUGUUAAGUCAUACCAAUUUAUGCUCCGAACAAAGAAUCCUUGUGGUAAAGUCCCAAACAGGCUCUACUUGGUCAUGGAUGAUUUGGCUGACCAGUUUGGAAUUGGAACUCUUCGUCUGACAACCAGACAAACAUUCCAGCUACACGGCGUUUUGAAGAAGGAUCUCAAGACAGUUAUGAGUACUAUAAUAAGAAACAUGGGUUCAACUCUUGGUGCAUGUGGUGACCUGAACAGAAAUGUCCUUGCUCCUGCAGCUCCGUUUGCAAGAAAAGAUUACUUGUUCGCACAGGAGACUGCAGAAAACAUUGCUGCACUUCUGACCCCUCAGUCUGGUUUCUACUAUGAUAUGUGGGUUGAUGGAGAGAAAAUUAUGUCAGCAGAGCCUCCUGAAGUAGUGAAGGUCCGUAAUGACAACUCAUAUGGAACAAAUUUCCCUGAUUCUCCAGAGCCCAUCUAUGGUACUCAGUUCUUGCCAAGGAAGUUUAAAAUUGCAGUCACUGUGCCUACAGACAACUCUGUGGAUAUUCUCACUAAUGAUAUUGGUGUGGUUGUGGUCACUGAUGCUGAUGGGGAGCCUCAGGGAUUCAAUAUUUAUGUUGGAGGCGGGAUGGGAAGAACUCAUAGAUUGGAGACAACAUUCCCUCGUUUGGGAGAACCACUUGGCUAUGUGCCAAAAGAGGAUAUAUUAUAUGCUAUUAAAGCAAUUGUUGUUACACAGCGAGAAAAUGGGAGAAGAGAUGACCGAAAAUAUAGUAGAAUGAAAUAUCUGAUCAGCUCAUGGGGGAUUGAGAAGUUCAGAACUGUUGUUGAACAAUACUAUGGGAAGAAAUUUGAGCCCUUCCGAGAACUACCAGAAUGGGAAUUCCAAAGUUAUUUGGGAUGGCAUGAGCAGGGUGAUGGUGGUCUGUUUUGUGGGCUCCAUGUUGAUAAUGGUCGUAUUAAGGGAAACAUGAAGAAGACUUUAAGGGAGGUGAUUGAGAAGUAUAACCUAGAUGUGCGCAUCACACCAAACCAGAAUAUUAUCUUGUGUGACAUUCGCCGUGCUUGGAGGCGUCCUAUCACAACAGCUCUUGCACAGGCUGGGCUACUGCAUCCUAGGUAUGUAGACCCCCUCAACUUAACUGCGAUGGCAUGCCCAGCAUUGCCACUUUGCCCGUUGGCAAUAGCUGAAGCUGAGAGGGGGAUACCUGACAUUCUUAAGCGGGUUAGAGCUGUAUUUGAUAAGGUUGGUCUCAAGUACAAUGAGUCAGUAGUAAUAAGGGUAACUGGAUGUCCCAAUGGAUGUGCUAGGCCCUACAUGGCUGAGCUUGGACUGGUGGGUGAUGGACCCAACAGCUAUCAGAUUUGGCUUGGGGGAACACCCAAUCAAACGUCACUAGCAAAAUGCUUCAUGGACAAGGUGAAGCUUCAUGAUUUGGAGAAGGUUUUAGAACCAUUAUUCUACAACUGGAAACGCAAACGACAGGCAAAGGAAUCAUUUGGCAGCUUCACAACUCGUAUGGGCUUUGAGAAACUUAAAGAGAUAGUUGAAAAGUGGGAAGGUCCUGUGGAGGCACCAACUCGAUUCAACCUGAAGCUUUUUGCUGACAAGGAGACAUAUGAAGCUAUGGAUGCACUUGCUAAGCUGCAAAACAAAAACGCUCACCAGUUGGCCAUGGAAGUCAUUCGCAAUUUUGUAGCCUCCCAGCAAAAUGGCAAAGGCGAAUGACUGUCCUUCGCUUCUACAUCCCCACCCCUAAAGAACAAGUAUUUUUUUAUUAAUUUUUAUCCAGGGAAUGGGUGAGUAGUUAUCAAAACUUAAAACUAGAUUUUGUGGCCCCUUUUAUCGAAGUCGUUGAUUGAGCAUUUUCAGUUUGUAAAACACGAGCCUGCCCUCUUAUUCUACCAAAAGUUAUUAGAGCUGAGCUCAAGCCCUCCUCUAGGGUCAUUCCCUUAAUUUUACGAUUGUAGAAGAGAACAGAGCACUCUUAUUAUAGUUAUCGGCUGGGUUCGAAGUUCGAUCUUCGGACAGGAUUCCAUGGAUGAAUUUGAAUUUCUUGGAAUUUGAAACUUUAAAUUGAAAGAGGCUUCAGCGUCCAGAUUGAACACCUCGUUCUGAUGGACUUUCAAGGUGGGCCAGUGGCCACAGUGAUCGGGUUGAGCGUUUCGUCCCAAAGAUCCAUGGUUGGCUUACACGGUCAAGAAUGGUGUUAAAAGGAAUUUGUAAUUCGGGGCCUUAUUUUCCUAUUUAACAUGUUUGUGUAUCUGGAAUGUUUA